AUGCUGCUCGAACAUCCUGGAUCGAGUUGUCAAAACCCAGGAAAUUUCUCCAGAUACAGUUCGGGUCAAGGUGAGCAUAUCCCGGUGUGUGCAGGUUGCAGUCAGCACAUCGUGGACCGCUUCAUCCUGAAGGUGUUGGACCGUCACUGGCACAGCAAAUGUCUGAAAUGCAGCGAUUGUCAGUCACAGCUGGCAGAGAAGUGUUUCACCCGCGGAGACGGAGUCUACUGCAAAGAAGAUUUCUUUAAGAGGUUCGGGACAAAGUGUGCGGCGUGUCAGCAGGGCAUCCCGCCGAGUCAGGUGGUGCGGAGAGCGCAGGACUUCGUCUAUCACCUUCACUGCUUUGCCUGCAUCGUGUGCAAGAGGCAACUAGCCACAGGGGAUGAGUACUACCUGAUGGAGGACAGUCGACUGGUGUGUAAGGUGGACUAUGAGACGGCCAAGCAGAGAGAGGCCGACUCGACAGCAAAAAGGCCGCGCACGACCAUCACAGCCAAGCAGCUGGAGACGCUGAAGAACGCCUACAACAAUUCGCCCAAACCUGCGCGUCACGUCCGUGAGCAGCUGUCUUCAGAGACCGGCCUGGACAUGAGAGUGGUGCAGGUUUGGUUUCAAAACAGAAGAGCAAAAGAAAAGAGGCUAAAGAAGGAUGCAGGAAGACAGAGAUGGGGCCAAUACUUUCGUAACAUGAAGCGGUCCAGAGGAAACUCCAAAUCAGAUAAGGACAGCAUCCAGGAGGAAGGCAUGGACAGUGACGCUGAGGUCUCCUUCACAGACGAGCCUCCCAUGUCUGAGCUGAGUCACUCGAACAGCAUCUACAGCAGUCUGAGCGAGAGUUCCCCGGCUCUGGGGCGUCAGGGUGGAGCUCACGCUCCCUUCACACUGGAUCACGGACCUGUCCUGCCACCUCAGGAUCAAUACCACGACAUCCGCCCCAGCAGUCCUUACAGCCUCGCACAGUCACCUGCUUCCCUUCCGCCUCUGCCCAGGCAGCAGCCCCUCAUCUCCAGCCUGGUGUACCCCGACUCUGGCCUGCCCAUGGCGGGCCAGGGUGGGCACGGCAUGGUGUCGGCCGGUCCAAACGGCCCCAGCUCGGACCUCUCCACCGGAAGCAGCGGCGGCUACCCAGAAUUCCCGGCUAGCCCCGCCUCCUGGUUGGACGAGGUCGAUCACAGCCAGUUCUGA
This is a messenger RNA of Tachysurus vachellii, 1185 nucleotides long. RefSeq names its product LIM homeobox 3 (gene lhx3). The transcript has 6 exons. Lineage: Eukaryota; Metazoa; Chordata; Actinopteri; Siluriformes; Bagridae. The coding region runs from base 1 to 1185 and encodes 394 amino acids. The record is from RefSeq and is a predicted model, not a curated record. Gene Ontology annotation, biological process: regulation of transcription by RNA polymerase II; neuron differentiation. Gene Ontology annotation, cellular component: nucleus. Gene Ontology annotation, molecular function: DNA-binding transcription factor activity, RNA polymerase II-specific; RNA polymerase II transcription regulatory region sequence-specific DNA binding.